GUACUUUGCAUAUCUUUACACAAAACAAACUACAACACUUUCCCACUAUAAGAAGCAAAACCAUCAAAAAUGGCUUCAAGAGCUUUGGCAACCACAGCUUUUCUCCUUACGAUCAACCUUCUUUUCUUCACUCUCGUAUCUUCCACUAGUACCCCAAAAGGCUGCCCACCUCCACCAAAACCUCCAACAUCACCAGGAUGCCAUUGUACAUCACCACCAAAACCUCCAACACCCACAAAACCUUCAACACCUCCAAAACCCACAAAACCUUCAACACCUCCAAAACCUUCAACACCUCCAACCCCUCCUAAAGCCACUUGCCCAAUAGACACUCUCAAAUUGGGUGUGUGUGGUAACGUGCUCAACAACCUUCUCCCCAUAGUCAUCGGAAACCCAUCCGAGACACCAUGUUGUUCCCUUCUUUCCGACAUUGCAGAUCUUGACGCUGCAGUCUGUCUUUGCACUGCCAUCAAAGCUAAUGUUUUGGGAAUCAACCUCAAUGUUCCUAUCUCAUUAAGCGUGUUGCUUAACUACUGUGAAAGGAAGUCCCCAUCCGGCUUCCAAUGCACCUAGAUUUUGAAAGCUUAUAACUAUAGAUUGUUGUAUUUUGGAAUAUGUUUUCUUAUGUUUAAUACGAUGUAAAGAAUCAAUUACGAUAUGAUUCCAGAAUAAAGUUGUGUACUAUAUUUUGAAA
This is a messenger RNA of Lactuca sativa (garden lettuce), 694 nucleotides long. The record is from RefSeq and is a predicted model, not a curated record. Lineage: Eukaryota; Viridiplantae; Streptophyta; Magnoliopsida; Asterales; Asteraceae.